UAUCCGAGGUCAUGGGUCAUUGGCGGGAAAAUGGCCGACUGAGUCUGAGGUGGGAGGGCUUUGUUCUGCAUUUUCUUCCAUUCCGUACUUAUUUGUGACCUACACUUACAUUCGGUGGAACAAAGACGCUUCUGUUAUCUUAGACAACGUCUUAGGCAAGCUCAGGAGGGAAGAAAUCAUGGCGGCGGAACGCUCAAGGCGUGCGAAUGCCGGGGCCAAGAUGACCAAGCUUCUCGUGGACGAACAAGAAGAUGAAUUUUACCAGACUACGUACGGAGGCUUCAAUGAAGAAUCUGGAGAUGAGGAGUUUGAGUCGGAUGCGGAGAGCAGUGAUGAUGAGGUGGACUCUGACUUCAGCGCCUCCGAGGACGAUGAGCCGGUCAGCGACCAGGAGGACGAUGAACCCAAGAGAAAGAGGAGGGUCGUCACAAAGGCCUACAGGGAACCUAAGAAGGUUGCAAAACCAAGUGAGGGAAAAGAAGCAGAGAACGGACAACAGACUCAGAAGGUGGAGAAACCCAAACAGCCACAGCAACAGAGAGUCAUCCCUCCCUCAGCGAGAAUCCAGACGCGUAAGUCCACUGCGGAGCGGACUCUGCAGUGUAACAUCAGGUACAAGGAGCGGGAGCGUCUGCGCGCCAUCCAGCCCAAGAAGCAGCCCGUGGAGUUCCGCCGACUCACGCAGGAAGAACUGCUUGAGGAGGCCAAGGUCACAGAACAGAUUAACCUGGCUUCCCUGGAGACGUACCGUCAGCUGGAGGAUGAGAGGAGAAAAGCGCGGAACCAGAAGCGUGUGCGUUACCAGGGCCCCACCAUCAGGUACCACUCCCUGUCCAUGCCUCUCAUAGAGGAGCUGCCCAAGGACACAGAGGAGAUCAACGUGGUUGGAGACAGCUCUCCUCCAGUGCAGCCUUCCCAGAAGUCCCAGGUUACGCGCUGCUCUCGUAAUUUCAUCACCUUCCCGGACGACGCCACAUUCCGUAAGCACUUCCCCGCCAAAAAGCCAAAACCUCCGGCGAAAUCGUACUGUGCGGUGACUCGCCUGCCAGCAAAGUACUUUGACCCCAUCACACAGACGCCCUACGCUACGAUACAGGCCUUUAAAUGUUUGAGAGACACAUAUCUGCAAGAACAGGAGUUGAAGUGUGACAAGAGACUGAAUGAACUGAAUGGAUAUCUGGAACAGAAAAGAAAACAGAAACUCCUACAGAAAUAAGUAGUCAUACUCGUACCUCUGUGUUAAACAAUCUCUCACUGUCACAGACUUUUAGGGAGCUUGUGGCCAUACAUCUCUAACUCAAUAGAACCAUUCCCUUUCGUAGAGUCACCAAUAGGUGCUCAGGACUCUUUAUCACUCUGAAAGUCAGACCAAUAAGAGCUCAGUAUUCUCAAUGACUCUGAAAGUCAGACCAAUAGGAGCUCGGGAUUCCCAAGCACUCAGAAAGUCAGACCAAUAGGAGCUCAGGAUUCCCAAGCACUCUGAAAGUCAGACCAAUAGGAGAUCAAGAUCCUCUGUCACUAUGGAAACCUGUAAUCCCAUCCUCCAGCACCAUGGUAACAGACAGAUCUCAGUCUGACAAGAAUCGGCCCAUGUUAGCACAUAUUUGUACUAGUAAAUCAACAGGAUUAAAAUGUUCACAACUCUCCUGACUUGUAAGUGUUGGCUAUCAAGUGACCAGUGGAAGGACUGCUAUAAAAUUAAAACACACUGUAUGGUGACCAGCCCAUGUCCUGCCACUUACUAUAUUAUGUAAUAAAACACCACAGGUGCUGUUUCUUGGCUCCAUUGAUAUUGAAAAACAGAUGAAAAUGACGUUAUUGAAGAACGUGGAAUUGUCUUCUGCCUUCACACUGAGAACUAUGUGUUAACCAUUAGUAUCAUGGUUAGGUAGUAUUUGUUACUUGUUCUAGCAUUAGUACAUGUGAUCAGGAACUGCCAAUUGUAUUAGCCAGAAGGCCUUAACUUGAGUCUCAAUUGAUUAGUCACAUACCCCCACCCUUCCAUCUUAAGACCCAUCUCCUUUGAGUUCACUAGGAAACUAUCUGUGACUAUAGCACUCCCAAGCUCUGAUCUAUCCCUAACCUGAAACCUGCACUAAGCUUACUGCACAUAUGAAUAAAUGGUAUUUUACAGAAGGAA
Messenger RNA from Branchiostoma floridae (Florida lancelet), 2140 nucleotides. Its product is annotated as vacuolar protein sorting-associated protein 72 homolog. The transcript has 6 exons. Gene Ontology annotation, biological process: regulation of DNA-templated transcription; chromatin remodeling. The coding region runs from base 179 to 1216 and encodes 345 amino acids. NCBI's taxonomy places the organism in Eukaryota, Metazoa, Chordata, Leptocardii, Amphioxiformes, Branchiostomatidae. Gene Ontology annotation, molecular function: ATP-dependent H2AZ histone chaperone activity. Gene Ontology annotation, cellular component: nucleus. The record is from RefSeq and is a predicted model, not a curated record.